UUCCCGCGCUGGCUGGCUAAAUUUUCCCCUCGCCCUCGUUUCUUAUAAUUUUGUAUCUUUUAGGGUGUCACGGCCUCUUUCUUACUAGACUCCACAUCAGUUCUCCUAAACUCAUUACCCAAAAUGUCUACAGAAGGCGACAACACGACUCAGCCCGAGUCGCAAUUCCAGAAGCCCGGUGAUCUAGUGGAGCGCAAUGAGGAUACCGGUGUUAUGCAGGUGGAGAGCAUGUGCAUGAACUGCCACGACAAUGGCGUUACCAGACUCUUGCUCCUCCGUGUGCCCUUCUUCCGUGACAUUAUCCUCGAGUCGUUCGAAUGCGAGCACUGCCAUUUCAAGAACAACUCCAUCAAGUCUGCCGGUCAGAUCCAAGAGAAGGGAGCCAAGUACACCCUCGAAGUCGAGAAUGAGACCGACAUGCAGCGCCAGGUGAUCCGCAGUGACACCUCGAUCUUCAAGAUCGAAACUCUGGGUAUCGAGAUGCCCAAGGGCGCCGGCCAGCUGACUACCGUUGAGGGUAUCAUCCAGACGAUCUACGAGUCGCUCUCCAGCGAGCAACCUCUGCGCAAGGAACAGGCUCCCGAACUUCACGAUGCUCUUGUGCCCAUCAUCGAUAAGCUCCAGAAGAUUAUGGACCGUGACGGAUACCCUUUCACCAUCUCCCUCGACGACCCCACCGGUAACUCCUGGAUCGCGCCCACCACCCAGGAUUCCGGCAACAAGUACAAGCGCCGUGACUACCCUCGUACCCACGAGCAGAACGAAGAGCUUGGUAUCGCCGGUGACCCCAAUGCUGUGCAGAACGAGGGUGUCCCCGAACCAGAAGACGACGAAAUCAUCUCCGGAAAGGUCUACAGUCUCCCCGCCGAGUGCCCUGGCUGCAACAAGGAUUGCUUCGUCAACAUGAAGAAGGUCGAUAUCCCCUACUUCAAGGAGGUCUUCGUCUGGGCCACCGCUUGUGAGCACUGUGGAUACCGCACCAGCGAGGUCAAGACUGGUGGUGAGGUUCCCGAGAAGGGCAAGCGGAUCACCCUCAGCGUCGAGAACGAGGUCGAUCUUUCCCGUGAUAUUCUCAAGUCCGACACCUGCGCUCUGUACAGUGAGGAGCUUGAGGUUACCGUGCAGCCUGGUACCCUGGGCGGACGUUUCACCACUGUCGAGGGUCUUCUGACCGAGAUCCGCGACCAGCUGCACGGCCAGAUCUUCGACGUCGAUGACACCACCGGCGCUGGAGGAGACAGUAUGGCCUCCUCCGACAAGGAGAAGUGGGAGCGCUUCUUCAAGCGUCUCGACGCUGCCAUCAGCGGCGAGAUGAAGUUCGUCAUCACGCUUGAGGAUCCCAUGGCAAACAGCUACGUCCAGGACCUGUGUGCUCCUGCCGUCGACCCCCAGAUCAAGACGGAGGAGUACACCCGCACUGACGAGGAGGAAGAGGAGCUCGGUCUCAAGGACAUGAAGGUUGAGGGAUACGAGGAGGAUGAGAAGGCCGAGCAGAAGGCAUGAGCUAUAUACCCCAUAGACCUUGUUCUUCUUCGAUUGACGACCCUGUCUCUUUUACGAUGUGCAUGAACUUCUCUUGGCCCUUCGUAUAUGCAUUGCGAUGAUGUUUUGGCCAACCAUAAUCGUUUUCUUUUUCUCUUUUGCUUCUAGAUAUCCGGUGCAGGUGGUCAUGUCAUACGGUGUGGUUGUGGGUUGCUUAUAAUUGGUUUCCCAAUUUGGGGUGCGGAAAAGUUCCUGGCAGUGAUGAUGAUAUAUUCUUCUAGAAGGGAUAAUAUAUGAACCAUUAUAGAUG
This is a messenger RNA of Aspergillus ibericus CBS 121593, 1792 nucleotides long. RefSeq names its product zinc finger-containing protein ZPR1 (gene zpr1). Gene Ontology annotation, molecular function: zinc ion binding. Gene Ontology annotation, cellular component: cytoplasm; nucleus. The transcript is spliced from 2 exons. The record is from RefSeq and is a predicted model, not a curated record. Lineage: Eukaryota; Fungi; Ascomycota; Eurotiomycetes; Eurotiales; Aspergillaceae. The coding region runs from base 124 to 1503 and encodes 459 amino acids.